AUGGCAUCAACACGACGGAUAGUGACUCUCUUCACAAAAGCUGGUCAAUGUAGCCUAUGUGACGAUGCCAAAGAGGCGCUGCAACGAGUCCAGAAACGUGUUGUGUUUCAAGUCAAAGAGGUCGACAUCUUACAGAACCCAAGUUGGAAGAGACUCUAUCAAUAUGAUAUUCCUGUAAUACACGUCGAUGACAAGCUAGUGCAAAAGCACCGUGUCGAUGAGGAAAAGCUGUACAAAAUACUCACAAACUAA
Messenger RNA from Synchytrium microbalum, 252 nucleotides. RefSeq lists its product as uncharacterized. The transcript is spliced from 2 exons. NCBI's taxonomy places the organism in Eukaryota, Fungi, Chytridiomycota, Chytridiomycetes, Synchytriales, Synchytriaceae. Bases 1 to 252 code for a protein of 83 amino acids. The record is from RefSeq and is a predicted model, not a curated record.